AUGAACGUUGGUCCAACUCAUGACGGACGAAUCAUCCCCAUAUUUGAAGAACGACUGACGCAAAUGGGACAGUGGCUUGCAGUAAAUGGCGAAGCAGUCUACGGUUCAAAGCCUUGGAUUUUCCAAAACGACACCGUUACUCCAAACAUAUGGUACACUUCAAUUUUGAAGAAUCAAAAGGGCAAGUCUUCAAAUCGGCUGUAUAAUCCCCAGGAUAGCGAAAAUACGAUAAUCUACGCAUUUAUGCUGAAAUGGCCUGAAGGAAAUUUGCUAAAGCUUGGAGCACCGAAAGCUACCGAGAAUACUAGGGUAUCGAUGCUUGGCUCGGGAACGAAACUGAAGUACGAGAUCCUGAGCCCCCGCGGUAUCACGAUUGACCUCACGGAGACUCUGCUUACUGGUCUCGGCAGCAAGUGGUCUUGGGUGAUCAAGAUGGAGCAGUUGGCAUCAGAAAGCAAGUUGCCCGUGUUUGAUAAUAGAAGUCCGGCUGAAAAAUUACAGAUUGUGUAA
Messenger RNA from Soboliphyme baturini, 510 nucleotides. The record is from the annotation of a GenBank genome assembly. NCBI's taxonomy places the organism in Eukaryota, Metazoa, Nematoda, Enoplea, Dioctophymatida, Soboliphymatidae.